AUGAGCCCACAGGGUUGCUUCGGAAAGUUCAAUUUGCGAACAAGACGUGUUGACGUACAAAACACAAGCCCGGAAGUCGGAACCAAUUUUAGUCAAGAACUGCACCAGACUCCAGAAUCAAGUCAGACUUUAAGUCAAGAUGUACAUUUAGAUCUGAAUGUGUCCCAGAAUCAGAAUCCAGACUCUGACCAAUAUGUAUUUAAUGAACAAUCCGACCAGACUCCAGAAUCCAACCUCAACACGGGGAGGUCUGAAUCCAGCCUCAGGUCCGAUAAAGAAGACCGGAGGUCAUUGACCUCGGCUGGGAAACAAUAUAUGACCUCGGUCAAGCUUGAGAUGUUCCGUCAAGGAUCAAGAAACUCCUUCACUAGAUUCGAUCUCCCGACCCCCACCGACUAUAUGUCGGAUGACCCUGACCUCAUGAGGUCAACUCAGAUGAAAAGAUCCACGCUUCGAGGCCAGAGGUCUUUGGACAGUCAAAAUGUGAUUUCUAGUCAAAAGAAAAAGUCGAUAAGGAGGAAAAAGAAACAAAU
Eurytemora carolleeae is the source of this 533-nucleotide messenger RNA. RefSeq lists its product as uncharacterized. The record is from RefSeq and is a predicted model, not a curated record. NCBI's taxonomy places the organism in Eukaryota, Metazoa, Arthropoda, Copepoda, Calanoida, Temoridae.